This is a messenger RNA of Cotesia glomerata, 1455 nucleotides long. RefSeq names its product GDP-fucose protein O-fucosyltransferase 2 (gene O-fut2). Lineage: Eukaryota; Metazoa; Arthropoda; Insecta; Hymenoptera; Braconidae. Bases 17 to 1282 code for a protein of 421 amino acids. Gene Ontology annotation, molecular function: peptide-O-fucosyltransferase activity. The record is from RefSeq and is a predicted model, not a curated record. The transcript is spliced from 8 exons. Gene Ontology annotation, biological process: protein O-linked glycosylation via fucose.
UUAUAAAGAGAAUAAAAUGGUACUAUUAGUUAAUUUAUUAUUAUUUAUCAUUAUUUUAAUAAAUUUUGUAAAUACAAAUGAGGUAGAAUUUUGUUCGAAAGAUAUAGAGAGUUGUGGAAAUAAAUAUAUUAACAAUAAAAGAUAUAUUUUAUAUGACGUCAAUCAACCAGAAGGAUUUAAUCUUAGGAGAGAUGUUUACAUCAGGAUAGCAGUGUUUAUUAAAAGUUUAAUAAACCAUGAUCAUAAAUAUCAAUGGCAUUUGGUUUUACCUCCUUGGUCAAAUCUAUACCAUUGGAAAAGCAAUACUAUUAAACAAAAACAAUUACCCUGGAGUUUAUUUUUUGAUAUUGAAAGUUUAAAUAAAUAUGUAAAAGUUAUUGAAUUAUAUGAAUUUAUUGAAGAGUAUAAUGGAAGCACUGUGGAUAAAGUAUUUGUUCUACAAAACGAUCCAAAAAUGUUUGAAACUGGAGAUUUUAAAGAUAAAAAUAAAAUUGUCGAGUGCAAUAAAGUGAGAUUAAAUAGGGAAUUAUUUUGGGGAUAUAACAAUAUUACUGCUAAUGAAAUUAUUUGUAUUGAAUUUCAUGGAACCGCUUCACAGCUAGUCGUUAACUUGAAUCCUUCAGUUGAUAAAUCUUUCAUGUUUGAUCAUAUGGAAAUUCCAUUGCAUGAUUAUUAUGGUUCUGUUGAUUUUUGGUUGGCAAGACGUAGUAUGCGAUACAAUAAGGAAUUAUAUGAAAUAGCCAAUGAAUUUAGAAAAAAAUAUCUUAAUUCUACUGACAAAAACGAUAAAACAAUAAGACCACCUGAUUGGAAAGAUGAAAAGAGUAAAAGAAAUGCUGUAGGAGGCCCCUACUUGGCAAUUCAUCUUCGUAGAGGUGAUUUUUUAAUAGGCAGAUCAGAUACAGUACCGACAAUAAAAAAUGCUGCUAAUCAAGUAAUAAAAAAACUGAAAAAACUUGAAUUAAAAACCGUUUUUGUGGCUACUGAUGCAGAAAAUUCUGAAUAUAUUGAGUUAACAAAACACUUGACUGGAUACAAUGUUUACAAAUAUCUACCCACUGAAUAUCACAAAAAUAAAUUUAAAGACGGUGGAAUUGCUAUAAUUGAUCAAAUAAUUAGUUCACACGCAAAAUAUUUUAUAGGAACAUAUGAAUCAACUUUUACGUUUCGUAUUCAAGAGGAUCGAGAAAUAUUGGGAUUACCUAUAAAAUCGACAUUUAAUACGUUUUGUGGAAAAAAAAAGUGCCCGAAAUCUAGCCAAUGGACAAUUAUUUAUGAAUAAAAAUUUACAAUAUUCUUUUAUAUAAAAAAUAUUUUUAUUCACUCGAAUUAUAUAUUAAAUUGACGGAGGUUUACCAAUAAGUUCUUGCUCUCUACGAAGUUCUUCUUCACGUUUUUGUUCUUUGGCUAAAGCUUGCUUUUGUUUUACUUGUUGUAAAUAAAUAGCACGUUUCU